CAUUGCACAGAGAAAGAGAGAGAGGGAGAGCAGAGGAGGUUACUUUGGGAAGCAGUACAGCUUGCUCAUCCGAUCCGUGUAGUUCAGACAGAGUGUGUCAUGUUACAGAGAAGCCAGGAUCAGCCACAGUGCAACUCCAAAGCAGUUGAGAAUUACCUCUCUCUAAUGGGGACUUUCAUGUGCAAUCUCUUAACCACUCUGCUAAGGAACUGAAACUGACAAACCUAGAGGGAGAGGAAAAGAGCAACAAACAAAAAAGACUGAAAGACAUAAACUGAUCUGAUUAUUUUCCCCAAAACUUUUCUGGAGUUGGAGCCUUUCUUUUUUUUAAAUAACUUUUUCCCCCUUUUUAUCCAUACAAUUUUGUUAUUAUUGUUGUUAUAAUUUCUAUUAUUCAGUGGCAUUGGGAUUCCCUCGGACGCUGCUCUUCCAUGAAUUCUGGAUUGUUCUUCUUGGAGUGGGAUUGAAACUUUAUUUAUUCUAUUUAUUUAUUUAUUGUUUCUCAGGACAGGGAGGGAAUGCUGGAGGAGAAGGGCUGGAAAGGUGCUAGCAAUGGUGCCUUUGACAGGGGGUGCAUUGCUCCCCCCGGGACAGGGGAUGGAGAAAGAUGCUGCAGGUUUCCUCUACUGCUGGGCUCUGGGCUUCCUGGGGUGACUUUGAUUUCUCUGGUGUUGAGCCUCCUGCUAUACUUUAGGACAUCAGACCUGCAAUCCAGGGUUUCACAUUUGGAAGCAGACAGAUGCAUUCAGCUCCCUGCCUGGCUCUCUGCAGACCAAAUGGAGACAGCUAUUUUGGGAAGAGUUGACCAACUGCUUGAUGAGAAAUUAAAGAUCAACUUGCCGAGAAAUCGAGAAGUUCGAGAUACCCACCAGAGGUGCAACUGCCCAGCAGGUCCUCCUGGCCCUACAGGAAGACCAGGGCUUCCGGGUGACAAAGGCGCCAUGGGGAUCCCUGGAAGACCGGGACUAAAGGGGCAACCCGGAGAGAAGGGAACCCCUGGAGAAGCAGGCAUGUCCAUCAUUGGUCCCCGAGGCCCUCCCGGACAGCCUGGAACAAGAGGUUUUCCUGGAUUUCCGGGCCCGAUUGGUUUGGAUGGCAAACCUGGCCAUUCUGGACAUAAGGGGGAGAUGGGUGUUGCUGGUCCCAAGGGACAGCCGGGACCUCCAGGACAAAAAGGAGAAAAGGGCCAGUGUGGAGACUACCCACACAGGGAAUAUCUAAGUACAACACUUGCAGCCCUGCGCUCUAAUCAGAUCCUUACACUAAAGGGUGAACAAGGACAGGCGGGGAUUCAAGGUCCACCAGGGCCACCUGGUCCACCAGGGCCAACUGGACCAUCUGGACCAGCAGGAAAUCCAGGACAACCUGGCCUAGUUGGGCCACCUGGCAAAGCAGGGGAGCCUGGAAAGGCAGGCAAGGAUGGAAAGGGUUUACCUGGACCCCCUGGACCAAAGGGAGACCCUGGAAUUCAAGGAUAUCAUGGGAGGAAGGGUGAGGUGGGUGAGGCUGGCCUACCAGGUGCACCUGGCCUUCCUGGACCUAUUGGCCCCAAGGGUGAAAAGGGGGACACUGGCAUGAAGGGGGAGAGGGGCAUGCCAGGGCUGCCAGGAAAACAUGGAGCUAAGGGGGUUCCUGGAAUGGCUGCUUCAGGGAUGAAGGGAGAACCUGGAGUUGCAGGGAUGAUGGGCCCCCCAGGUUUGCCAGGGAAAAGGGGACAGAGGGGAGAGAAGGGAAGAGCUGGUGAUCCCGGACUUCCUGGAUUCCUAGGACAAAAGGGAGAGAAGGGAGAUGCUGGCAAUUCCCUCGGGGGAGGUAAAGGGGAACCCGGACCCCGGGGACUACCUGGGCCUCCAGGACCAAAGGGGAAAGCUGGUGACAUUGGCCAGACUGGCAUUGCAGGACCGCAGGGGGAAAAGGGAGAACCUGGAGCACCUGGAAAACAGGGGCCUGUCGGUCCAAGGGGUCCCAAAGGGGAGCCAGGAAAGGAUGAAAUUGUGGAUUAUGAUGGUAACAUCAACGAAGCUCUACAGGAAAUACGAACCUUGGCCCUGAUGGGACCUCCUGGACUUCCAGGAGUAGCUGGGACCCCAGGGCUACCAGGACAGAAGGGUGAAAUUGGUUUGCCGGGUCCUCCUGGACACGAUGGAGAGAAGGGGCCACGUGGUAAAUCAGGAGAGGUGGGGCCUCCUGGUCCCCAAGGGCCCCCAGGAAAGGAAGGAUCUCCAGGAGUGAAGGGAGAGACUGGACUUACGGGGACCCCAGGAGCAAAGGGGGAAAAGGGGGAGGCAGGAGAAGCUGGCUCUCCGGGUCUUGAUGGCCCAAAUGGGGAGAAAGGAGAACGAGGUGACCAAGGGAUACCAGGACCUUCAGGAUUACCAGGUCUAAUUGGACUUCCAGGAUUGACAGGAGAGAAAGGAGAACCUGGUGAGGAUGGAGAAAAAGGAGACCCAGGGGACUCAGUAUCGGGGCCACCCGGGCCCCAAGGCCCACCAGGUGCUGCAGGUCUUCAAGGCCUGCCAGGACCGAAGGGGGAAGCAGGGAUUGAUGGAAUGAAAGGAGAGAAGGGUGUCGAGGGUGAGAAAGGAGACCGAGGUCCACUGGGAUUGCCCGGUGCUUCAGGUUUAGACGGCAGGCCUGGACCACCGGGUACUCCAGGACCAAUUGGAGCUCCAGGACCAGCAGGACCAAAAGGGGAAAGGGGCAGUAAAGGAGACCCUGGAAAUGCAGGACCAAAGGGGCCAGCUGGGCUUCCUGGUUUACAAGGCCCAUCUGGUGACAAAGGAAACCGGGGGGAGAGGGGCAAGAAAGGCUCUAGAGGGCCUAAAGGGGAUAAGGGAGACCAAGGAGCGCCUGGAUUAGAUGCACCCUGUCCAUUGGGGGAAGAUGGCUUGCCAGUUCAGGGCUGCUGGAAUAAGUAAUGUUCUAACCAUGGACUGGCCUGUGUGUGUUUUGUACAUAGAAUAUUUAUUUUUAUACAAUGUUCUUUUCUGAAAUGCCAAGAAGUUAUACAUUUUACAAAUUAUCAAAAGCUGCAUAUAUUUUGUACAGAAAAUACUAAAUUUCCCUUUCUCUGUUUGUCAAUACUUUAUAUAAUUCUGUGUCUAUAUUAUGCUUAUAUUGUUGUGGAGUCCAGCUGUAAUAUUUGCAUGAUAUUUGUGCACACUUGAUAAGUAUUGGAACUUAAUAAAUUAUUGCAUUCAGGUGCCAAAAGGAACUGCCCUAUAUAAAUCUGAAGGUCAUUUCCCUUGCCAAAUCAGGAAAAUUAAAGAAUAUUUGAAGUGUUAUGGAUUUUAUUAUUAAAAUGAAAUAUGACAGUUAUCUUUUUGUGAAUAAACUAUGGUGUUGCUGGAGAAAGCCUGGGGCAGCCAGCAGUGCUA
Molecule: messenger RNA, 3377 nt
Organism: Dermochelys coriacea (leatherback sea turtle)
Lineage: Eukaryota; Metazoa; Chordata; Testudines; Dermochelyidae
Gene: COL13A1
Product: collagen type XIII alpha 1 chain
Exons: 44
Coding region: 519-2918 (799 amino acids)
Source: RefSeq, a predicted model, not a curated record